GAAGAUGUUCGAGACCACGCUGACCCUGCCGCGCACCAGUGUGCUCACAGAACCACCCCUGGGCAGCGCCGGCGUUGGCGGAGCCGGGCCCUCUACAUCAACGGCAGCAGUCGCCGUUCAGACGACCAAGCGCCGACGACGACGCCGUAAUAAACGGCGCCGCAAGUCCUCACUGUCCAGCAGCACUGAUGCACCCACCUCCCGCACCUAUGAUCCCGUGAUGACGGGCAGCAGUCUCCGUUCAGCGGCAGCUGCGGUGGCUGCUUCGGUCAACGUGGGCACAGGGCCAGUGCGUCGGGGUCGGCACCGUAGCAGCGGCAGCGGAGUCAGCUCAUCAUCGCGGUCGGCACAGGGAACAGCAGCAGCAGCGUCGUCGGCGGCAGCAGCAGCAGCUGCAAGGGCGGCGGAGGAAGAGGACGCGACAGGGCAAGAAGAAGCGGAGGCGACAGAGCAAGAAGAACUAGAGGCCGGAACGAUGAGCGAUGGGAGCAGUGCGUCCAUGUUCGGGGAUCCGCAGGAUUUCUUUGAGACGCUCGACUAAAUUUAGAUUAUUUACAAUUCGUAGUAGGUUAAAUUUUGUUGUUACUUUUCCCGCGUUCUCAUUUAUUUCAAACAUAAUGCCCUUCUUUUAAUUGUUCGAGCGAGUAAUAUGCUAAAGAUGAUGAUUUCGGCGUGAUUUUUAAUAUUUUAACAUUUAUGCAACACAUAUUUUAUAUAGUCUCUCUCUAAGCGUAAAGUGUGUAAUAGUAUGAUGUAUCCUUAAAUUUCCCAACUGUGCUGCGACACGACACCUUCCAGAACUUCCUUCUCCACGCCCAAAAUAUAAUCUAGAAAGUGAACUAGUUAAGUGUUCAUCCAUCUAAUUAGCAUGUUGGAAUAGGAAACCCAUAGUUAACUGGUAUAAACGUAAACGUAGUAGACUCUCCUCCCCCUCGUUCAAAUAUUUCCCGAUUUCCAGUGUUUUCUCUGCGAUUUUCUCAUCAUCUUUGUGGCAAGACUAAGCGCGAGCAAAUGAAACAUUUCAAGUGUAAUAUUUUCUCUAUAGGGUUUAAGCAUAUUAAAUUUACUCUAUAUAUAUAUAAUGUAUACACAGAUCAGGCAAAGCAAGCGCAGAUAUACCAUUAAACUGGAUAAUCGUUUAAAAAUA
Messenger RNA from Drosophila serrata, 1147 nucleotides. RefSeq lists its product as uncharacterized. The record is from RefSeq and is a predicted model, not a curated record. Lineage: Eukaryota; Metazoa; Arthropoda; Insecta; Diptera; Drosophilidae.